Messenger RNA from Babjeviella inositovora NRRL Y-12698, 477 nucleotides. RefSeq names its product F1F0 ATP synthase subunit delta (gene ATP16). Gene Ontology annotation, biological process: proton motive force-driven ATP synthesis. The record is from RefSeq and is a predicted model, not a curated record. Bases 1 to 477 code for a protein of 158 amino acids. Lineage: Eukaryota; Fungi; Ascomycota; Pichiomycetes; Serinales. Gene Ontology annotation, molecular function: proton-transporting ATP synthase activity, rotational mechanism. The transcript has a single exon.
AUGUUCAGACAACAACUCAGCCAAUUAGCCAGAAGAUCCGUCAGAUCCUACGCUGCCGCCGCCGAGGCCGCCACCUCCGACGUCUUGAAGUUGUCGUUGACCUCUCCACACCAGGCCAUCUUCAACAACAAGGCUGUCAAGCAGGUCAACAUUCCAUCCAUCUCCGGUGAAUUGGGUAUCUUGGCUUCCCACGUUCCUAUCAUCGAGCAGUUGGUCCCAGGUCUCGUUGAAGUCACCCCGGUUGAGGGUGAAACUGAGCAGUAUUUUGUCUCUGGUGGUGUCGCUACCAUGCAACCAGACAACACCUUGUCCAUCACCGCCAUCGAAGCGUACAAGGCCGAAGACUUUUCCGCUGAUGAGAUCAGAACCUUGAUUGCCGCUGCCCAGAAGAACGUUUCCUCUGCUGACGAAGCCGUUGCUGCCGAAGCCGCCAUCCAGUUGGAGGUCUUGGAAGUCUUGCAGACCAUUGCCAAAUAA